UCAUUUGCGCCAUUUUGUUCGCUGACUUUGGUGAUUGGGUUUAGAAAGCUGUACUGGAGCCAAUCAGAAGGGAACCGGACAGCGAAGAAACGAUUUCUUUCUCCUCUGUUUGCCACUAAGGAUAGUAAUAUUACCCAAUCAUGGAGCAGUACACCACUGCCACAACCACAACAGGGGAGCAGAUCAUUGUGCAGACUUCCAAUGGGCAAAUCCAACAACAGGUCCAAGGCCAACCUCUAAUGGUGCAGGUGAGCGGAGGGCAGCUAAUCACAUCGUCAGGGCAACCCAUUAUGGUACAGGCCAUGUCAGGGGGGCAAGGCCAAACCAUCAUGCAGGUCCCUGUGUCUGGGUCACAAGGACUCCAACAGAUCCAGCUGCUGCAGCCAGGGCAGAUCCAGUUGCAGGGGGGUCAGACGUUGCAGCUGCAGGGCCAGCAGGGUCAGCCCCAGCAGAUCAUCAUUCAGCAGCCCCAGACAGCCAUCACCGCUGGACAGAACCAGGGCCAGCAGAUCAGUUUGCAGGGUCAGCAGCUUGCCCAGACCGCUGACGGACAGACCAUUGUCUACCAGCCUGUAAAUGCAGAUGGCACCGUCCUGCAACAGGGAAUGAUUACCAUCCCAGCCUCCAGCCUGGCAGGUGCCCAGAUCGUACAGGCAGGGGGCACCAACACCACCACCUCCAACAGCGGGCAGGGUACUGUGACCGUCACCCUGCCAGUCCAGGGUAACAUGGUCAAUGCAGGUGGAAUGGUCAUGGUAAGACCCUCUGCAGAGAUGGUUCCUGGCGGUGGCACAGUUCCAGCCAUGCAGCGUAUUCCUCUGCCCGGGGCUGAGAUGCUGGAGGAGGAGCCUCUGUACGUCAACGCCAAGCAGUACCACCGCAUCCUGAAGAGACGGCAGGCCCGCGCCAAGCUGGAGGCUGAGGGCAAAAUCCCCAAAGAGAGGAGGAAAUAUCUUCAUGAGUCUCGUCAUCGCCACGCUAUGGCGAGGAAACGGGGAGACGGAGGUCGUUUUUUCUCUCCCAAGGAGAAAGAGGAGAUGGCACUGGCCCUGCAGCAGGCCCAGGCCCAGGCAGCAGACGAAACCGUGGCCCAGAUGAUCCGGGUUUCGUAGCACCAACACCACCCGUCCCUGAACACCACCCUACCUGAGAUCCAUCCAUCACAGAACACCACCCUACCUAAAAUCAUUCUGACCCUAAACCUAGCAACACUCUCUCUUUACCCUUGGAUCUACCUACCUACCCCUGUCCUCAUGCCAAACCACCCUGGCUAUGGUUACUCUGUUGAUCACCGUGGUUCAUAGCCUCUGAGCCUCUAAACGCCCAGGUCUUCCAAAGCUGGGUUUGGUGGCUGUUGAGUCUAUGGAUUCUGCUCUGAUCCCCUUGAUUAAGAAGGGUGCUCAGCUGCCCCUGCCCAACACCAAGAUGCUAACUGCUAAUUCAGGAUGUAUUAGUGUUAUAAUUUGAGGAUUAGUACUGUGAAAAUGAUGAACGUGUGCAUUACUGUAACUGUAACUGUACCCAUUUCAGACCUGGAAACUAACUUGGAAAAGAGAUCUAGAAAGCCAAAGGUCCAGUUAUUCAGUUCAGUCAAUUGGUUUGCUGAAGAAAUACUAUUGUGUCUAUUCAGUUGCAAACCCAGAAUUUGUUUCUGAAAUGCAUAGAUUGUUAAUUAAUUACAUUAUACAUUUAUGAAAUUAUCGUUGGGUUACUCUUGCCCUUUAAUUUUUUUUCGAAUGUUCAUCUGCCGAUUUUAUUUACCAUAGAAGAAAAAAACAAAACACAAAACCCCCAUGAAGGGAAAUAAGAUAUUGGUAUCUAGACAAACUUCUUGUAUAUUUUGGAAAUUUGUGUGCACUCAAUUAUCAUUGCCCAAUUUUCUGUAUUGGGGAAUGUAUUUUAUAUUAACCUUUUUCAAAAGAUAUGUAGAUGUUUGUGUGACAGUGAAGUGUGAUAGAUAACACAUACCCAUUGUAAAGUCAUCAGACCCACGUGACAUUAUUUCUUUGGAAGCGGGUCGUUUUUUGUUUUAAGACGAAAGGUUUUUACCCGCGCGAUGCUGUCCUUUUAGGAUGCGCUAAUAGAUGUAUUUUUUGUGGUUGACCAGUUGGUUUGACAGUGAAAUCUCCAUGCAAUGUUAUGUUCAUAAAAUCAUUAGACUUAG
Molecule: messenger RNA, 2164 nt
Organism: Hypomesus transpacificus
Lineage: Eukaryota; Metazoa; Chordata; Actinopteri; Osmeriformes; Osmeridae
Gene: nfyal
Product: nuclear transcription factor Y, alpha, like
Exons: 9
Coding region: 141-1112 (323 amino acids)
Biological process (GO): regulation of transcription by RNA polymerase II
Cellular component (GO): CCAAT-binding factor complex
Molecular function (GO): DNA-binding transcription factor activity, RNA polymerase II-specific; RNA polymerase II cis-regulatory region sequence-specific DNA binding
Source: RefSeq, a predicted model, not a curated record